Messenger RNA from Ostertagia ostertagi, 945 nucleotides. Lineage: Eukaryota; Metazoa; Nematoda; Chromadorea; Rhabditida; Trichostrongylidae. The record is from the annotation of a GenBank genome assembly.
AUGCCAUUCCUGUCUCUCACAUUUAUAGAAUGUGCUCUUUUUACUCUUUGCCAUUCUCUGGACCUCAAGAGGCUAUCGUCAUCUUCUGAAUUUUCUUUCUAUAGACGCAUAAAUGGCCGCCGAAUCGUCUGCCAUGACGACCUGUGCAUACUCAAAACAGCAGAAGAAAAAGAUGCCGUAGUUGUGUCGAACGACGCCUACAGAGAUCUGCUUCGAGAACACCCUCAAUAUCGCCGAAUUCGUAGUUAUAGCAGCGUCUGCUCAUGUACAGCUUUGUGGAUGGGAAAAGAUCCACUUGGACGCUAUGGUCCUCGUUUACAGCAGUUCCUCUCCAACAACUCAACACCUUCCACUGCUCAGCUGUGUCCCUAUGCGAGGAAAUGCACAUACGGCAGCAAAUGCAAGUACUUUCAUCCCGAACGACCUAAUGGGAUGCACAUCAGCGUAACCGACCGGUUAAUGCGGGAGAAAAAUCAAAGCAGGCCACCAACCAUGCGUCCAUUGAUGCAUAUGGAGGGGCCAAAAGCAGAUCACCGUAGCGUUGGAAGGACCCGAUCGCUCAACAUCGAUCCACGAUCGGUUCAUGAGAGCAAGGCGACAUCCGCGAGACUUCUCUAUGAUGACUCCUUGGCACAAUGCUGUUGGUCGGAAUGCGUCCGUUCCACUUUCGUUCACCACAGCAGAGCAAGAAACUGGAACUCUGUUUACACCGUCGACAGCCGUCUGGGGACACAGCGAACUGAGCGUCGGUCCCCUCAACACACAAGACCAGCAGCUUGUGACUUCGGUACUGCAAUCGCAUCCCGUACGAGACAAACUCACAACGGCUUUGUCAGUACAUACUCGAUCUACAAAAAGGAUUCGGCUGAGGCAGGACUGCUGCUGCUGUUCCCGUACAGAGAAUAUUUCUCUAGUCAUCGGCUGUGCAUGAUUUCGGAAAAUUAA